UUUGUAGUAUCUCAAGGAUCAAUCUAUGAACUGGUUUUCUGCGUGUUUGUAUUGGGAAUUUAAUCCAAACUCUAGUUUAAUUUCAAUCAUUGAAAUGUGUUCCAUUAUUGGGAGCUAUCAGAUUUUUUGUUUUGCUCCUGGGGAGAUUUUACUCAGCAGCAGUGAUGGGAAGUAACGCAACUGUGUAGAUUUUUCAGUACUUAAGUAUUCGUUUUUCAGACGACUUUUUCAUUUUACUCCGUACAUCUGUUUUCAGAUGUAGGGAGUUGCGUUCUACUCAUUACUUUGCCAAAUUAUGAAUAUUACUUUUUCCAACCCGAUGAUGACACUUAGUAAAAAAAGAAGUGAACAGAAAGAAGUGAAGGCAACCUGGGUUGAUUGUGAUUUUGGUUCGUCACUGGUUGUUUGUUUCUAUCUGCCUUGCGAUUGGCUGGCGACCAGUUCAGGGUGUACCCCGCCUCUCGCCCAGAGGCAGCGGGGAUUGGCUCCAGCAUGCCCGCGACCCCAGGGAGGGGAAGAAGCAGUACAGAAGAUGAAUGAACGAUGGUGUAGUGGUACAUUCGCCUGACUUCGGUGCAGGCGGCAUGGGUUCAGGCAGGGCCGGCCCGAGCCAAUGUGAUUUCUUACAGCCCCCGCCCCCUCCACAACGAUUUAAAUAAGCUUACAAAAAAGUCAAACACCAAUAGGUUUUUUUAAACAUUGGCUUAAAUUCAAAAGAUAACAUGCCACACAAUUUAAAAUAUAAAAUAGAACAUUUUCUUCAUUUCAUUUCUGUAUCGUUACUGCCAUACAUAUAAUGCGAGUCAACUUGCUGUUACAACUAGGGCUGCAGGAUAUUGGGGGGCAAAAACGACAGUGCGAUUUUGUUGUUGUUGUUUUUUGUUUUAAACCUGCGAUAUAUAUAUAUUGUGAUGGGAAAUAAUACAAGAUCAGUGCUGGGAAAUGUUCUACAUUUUCUACACAAACUAGACCAAAGUUCAGUUCAUCGUUCCAAAAAUGAACUAGUUCAGGUCAUAGUUCUUAAUUCAAAAUUUUGAACUCGGUUGAACCGUCCAAAAACUAACUAAACUGAACAAAAAUAAUAAAAUUUACAUUUUUUAAAAAAUAUAAACACUUUUGUUUUUACUCCCAUUUUUCGUGAGCUGUUGGCCUCGUGUACAAAGACUUGCGUGGAUUUCCUACUGAAACAUGGCGUACGCUCAAAUCCAGAAAACGUCGUACACACAAAAAUAUUCAGAUGUAUGAAACUCUGCGUACUCAUGAAUCCAAGCACAUUUCCUUUGUGCAUUCCAAUCAACGUGGAAAUGAGCGCACAUGUUGGAGUAGCCGACUCCUCCUUGUCCACGCCCAUGUUUAAAUAUGCAAAUGAUAUUUAAAUGAACCCUGUACCUAAGAUCCCGAUCUCUGCAUGAUCAGGAAAAAAGGACGAUGGGCAAGGCAAUUAAAAAAAAUAAAAUAUUUUUUCUGAAUGUGAAGUUGCUCAAUGAAGUGGAGGUGCGCAAGAAAAUCCUCUUUGCCACGCUGUGCUCUGGCGUUAACAACUCGCGAAAGAGGAGUGACUGGGACAGCGCGUGUGCGGCUGUCAAUGCUGUGGAGACAGAACAGCGCGCACACUUAAAACUAAAAAGGAAGUGGUCAGACAUUAAGGUGGAUGGGAAGCGGAGGACAGCUGCCCACCGCCAAAUUGUGGCCGAAAAAUGGCGGAAGAACCGGCGCGGAGGGCCUCACGCCGUUCGAGGAGAGAAUCUCUGCGAUCAUGGGUGACCCUAAUCUUUCUGGUGGUGGGAGCACGUGGCAGACUCUGAUUACUCCCAAGCCCGAGUGAGGCAGAGCUGGUGGCUGUGGUGAUGGUGUUGGACACAGGUGUGGUCUUCAUGGAUCAUGUCAAGGGUGACCACUCUGAAGGCAGUAGCGACCUCUUGGACCUGAACAACUCCAAAGCUGCCAAAACCAGCAGCAACACUAAAACCAUGCUGAGACCUCAGGCUGGAAGGAGCAAUGUUUCCAAGCAGAAGAAAGCCCCCCCAAACGGGUUCUUGGCUCAGAAAGACACUGACCAUGUGGUAGAGAGCAAAUUAGUGUCACAAGCCAGACCUCCACUCCGUCACCCUCUCAGCCUAGACAUGACAUCUCAGUGCCUGCAAAGGUCUCAGGAGCAGAUGGCAGACAGGCGGCUUAUGCAACCACCUUGGCGCAGCGGUUCAGCUGCCCCGUCGCCGCCUGCGCGCAGCCUGACUAGCCUCAGCCUGGGUGCUGGUGGUUGGAUGCGCCGCAGUGAGAGCACAUGUUCAGUCAACCAAUCCCUGGGGCUGCGUGCUAAAAAGGGGACAUUGCGACCAGCCACGUCUCUACCACACAUCGCUAAAGCUGUGAGAAGCAGCACACUGUCCCCAUCCACCAGGCCGUGUCUGCUUAUUGCUCUCAGGCCUCUGAACCUUGAGCAGGAGAAGCAAAAGUUCUUCCAGUGUGACUACAAGUAUGAACCCCAAUUCGAGUAUGCUCAGCCGGAACCGAAGUCUGUGCUAGACAAAUACAGCGAGGGCUCCGGCCUCUUUCUCGAGCAGGCUGUUGGAAUCAUGGAGUGCGUCCUGAAGAAGUUUGGCUCCUAUGAGAAUUUUGAGGAGGUCACAGGUGGCACUGUGCUUCCCAAGAGUCAGGUGUGGGCCACCGUGCGGAAAUAUUUGCAAAAGGAAGGCUGUGUGGGUGAGGUUGUGGUGCGUCUCUCUGACGAGCUGCUAUCUCAGGCAGUCAUGAUGGUGGAGAGCUGUCGUCCCACUCUGACCAUCAACCUGGCCGGAGCCCGUCAGCACUGGCUGGAGGGGAUGCUGAGACACGAAAUAGGCACACAUUAUCUGCGAGGGGUCAACAAUAGUUUUCAGCCAUGGGCCACGGCAGAGGGCAGGAAGCAGUUUGGCCUCAAGCCUGCUAACCCCACUGAGGAGGGGCUGGCCAGCCUGCACAGCGUGUUGCUACGGAAGCAGCCAUACCUGUGGCGCGCAGCUCUUCUCUACUAUACGGUUUUCCAUGCCGGCAGCAUGAGCUUCAGCCAGCUCUUCGGUCACGUUGCUCGCUUUGUUCAGCAUCCGGACGUCCGCUGGGAAUACUGCCUGCGUGCCAAAAGGGGACAGACGGACACUUCGCAACCUGGCUGCUUCAGUAAAGACCAAGUUUAUUUAGACGGGAUCCUGCGGAUACUUCGGCAUCGAAGGAACAUUGACUUCAAGAUGUUGACUUCGUUAGGAAAGGUGUCCUAUGAAGAUGUGGAGAAGCUGCGGCACUUGACAGUCAUCCACAACGCCAGAGUUCCGCAUUUCAUGCGAGACCAGGAUCGGUACCUUCAACAUCUGGAGCACAUCGUCGCUGUGAACAAAGUUGACGAUUUAACGUUGCAGCAACUGCUUCCAUAACCUCGUUGCACCACCUGAAGCCGCUCGGAGGCCUCGUGCGGUGGCCUGAAUAGCACUUCAUGAUCCAGUAUUAAAAAUGCUCUGAGCAUGUUUUAUUUAUUUAUUUUUCAAACUUGAAUAGUACAAACAAAAAGGGGAUGUACACACUAGCACGUGUAGCUUAUUCUCACUUUUUGUCUAAUGCAUGUUUGUAAGGCUUUUACACACAGCCAAGUGUACUUUCAAGAGCUCUCUCACUCACCUUCACUCCCUCUUGCCAAGGUGUUACCUCAAUAUAUACCAUAACCAACAUAUAAAUGUAGAAUAAUUAUUGUUGAAACCAAUGCCUGUACAAGACAAAUUGCUGCAAAUUGAUUUAAAGAAUCACAUGUAUUCAUACAAUUGUUUUUGAGGACUCAAACUGAAUGUUACUGCCAUUAGCUUUAAACAUUAUUUUUCAGAAUUUUUUUUUUUUUUUUUUUUAUUUUGCCUCAGAGCAUCUUUGUAAUCUAAAUGGACAUCACUUUGAAAUCCUUGGGAGGCCAUGAAUCUUAUAAAAUCAAGUGCCAGUGGCCUCGGGGAGGAUUUAUAGUGUCAGUGUUAUUUAGAGGAUACUUUGUCUCAGCGUUGGUUUUGGUGUUCUUAUCAAUAAGCUACUGUGAUGUGAUCCUAGCUACACAACAACACAACAUCAAGCUCAAAGUUCAACCUUCUAAGAAAACUGUAGGUGAGAGGCAUGGUGCCGUUUUUACACAGUGAGAUCAACAACAAGGAAAGGAAAAUGCCGUUAAAGGGUUGUACAAACACAUUUUGAAAGGAAUGCAUAUGUUAGUACUGUGCAGGGUGCAGCCUCUUCUGUCAGCAGAUGGACCCCAAGCUUUUUUAAUGCCCAUUUUAAUAAGUUCUUGUCUUUAUUACACCACACUAUUUGAGAAUUCAUUUCAAACAAUUAUUUAUUCCAAAUCAUUUUGAUGUGUCCAAACUGGAGUAAAGAGAAAAAUUAUAGACUUUGGGGUCUAUAAAAUAAUAAUAAUAAAAAGACACUUUGUUAUGGUGCAUAAAAUAAAUUGUAGGAUUAUAGAUUUGUGGCAAAAAAAUGUUCAACUAAAUUACACUUCACAACUGUAGACUGGGGUUCAGUGCAAUAGAUAAUACAGAACUCAAUUUGCUAUGUUACGCAACCAGGGGUGGCUGGGAGUAUUGAUUAUUCAAAGAGCCCAUGUCUGACAGGGACGUGAUUUUCAAUCAUGACACAGAAGUGAUAAUUUUUUCAUUGGGGCCCCAAAUCUCUGGCAGCUCUACCAGUACCCAACAAGAUGGACAGGAACGAUCCCACUGCUAUCUUAACACUUGAGACACAAGCAGUGCAUCCAUGCGCUCAGCUACCUUUUAGCAAAACACCAUGAUCUCAAACCAGCACUUUCACAGUAGUGUUUUUUUGUUUUUUAAUCAGCAGCUAUUGAUCCGUCAUUACUGGCUGAGUGAGAAGGGGGCUAUUGUUUUUCGUGCCUUUGGUGGAUAUCUGCUCGAGCUUGUCAUAUGUUUUCCACUGCUUUCUACUGUUACUGACACUACAUUUCAUAUAACUGUCUGGUCAAUUCAUUUUGAUUCAAACAAUCCCUGGACAGUCUGGCAAGUAAACCAGGACACUACAAACAGGUUGGGGAUGGUAUCGGUCAGGCCUGCUCGACAGUAAACCAGCCAUUUAACUUCCAUGUGUUUGGCAAACAGAUUUGACAUUGUGCCUCCCCACCCAAAGAAAAGAAAAAGGGGAAAAAAAUCGACCUCCAGUCUCACCAACUCACUGGAGAACAUGAACUUGAAUUUACAAUUUAUUUAUUAAAAAAUAAAAAGAAUUUCUCUGGCCUAUUUUUUUAACCCCUAAAUGAACACGCUGGUGUUGUAUUUUUUCUUUAAAAAACAUAGUCAACACUUACAUCCCAGCCAGAUUUGAAAACUUGGGCCCUUUUAUGUAAUGUUUACAUCUACGCCUUGAGCUUUGCAUGGGUUCACUCCAGCUCCUUCAACAAUCAUUCAUCUUAGACUCAAACAGGUGUCCAAAGUCCAACCUGUAACUACUUUUCAUUACUCCAUGGCAGUCUAGAAAUAAAAUUAAACAUGGCAUGCAUCAGGGCAUUACAAUAAAGGAUUAAAGAGACAGAAACUUUUAUUACUGGAAAAGGUUGAAAUGUUAAAACACCUGCUUAAAUUGUCUAUAGGCAUUAAUGUGUCAGUCAUGUGACUUGAGGAAAGCCUGGUGCUUGUUAAUUGUAACUCACCUGGCAAUAAAUUGUCCUGCAUAAAUGUUUUG
Molecule: messenger RNA, 5697 nt
Organism: Phycodurus eques (leafy seadragon)
Lineage: Eukaryota; Metazoa; Chordata; Actinopteri; Syngnathiformes; Syngnathidae
Product: kiaa0895l
Exons: 7
Coding region: 1848-3407 (519 amino acids)
Source: RefSeq, a predicted model, not a curated record